CUCAAAUCAUUCAUGAAUUACACUUUGCACAGUGAGCAUUUUUGCAUUAUUUCUGACUGUCUACAAUGCUGAGUAUUAACAAUAGUAAGCCUCGUCCAUCUUUUGUCACAUGAAAAAGGUUUUGGCCCAUAGCCAAGUUUAUUGCGUCGAUAGGAAUGUCUCAAACAUAAUUCAUGCAUUGCCUACACAAGAUCCAGUCAUGUCUGGACAAGUUGCACAUGGUCAACUUGUUCGCUGCAUAUAUUCAAACAUGCAUCAAUGCAUACACUGUCUGUGAAAUGUAUGAACCAGAGGACAUGUUCUAUUCCAAAGAAAAAUUGCGGUGUCUGGUUGGAACUGUCACAUCGAUCUAACUGUAUGCUGGUCAUUAAUGAAUUCUGAAGGACAAUAAUAAUUAUAGCUGGAUUCAUAAAGUCCUUUUUGCCUGAGGAUACAAAGGGCUGCUAUUGUUAACCCAGCUUUAGCUGUGCUGUCAUAUAGGCCCUGAAGCAUUCAAGUAUCCUGGAAACAGUAAGAAUAGAGCCUAAUCAUCAAGGGCAGGAGUCAUCCAAGAGAUUCCUCAGAGAUGAGUGCUACACUUCUUCCAGUGUUAUCUUUGGACCUCACAACCCAAAUGUGGAUUCUGCAAUAUCAUCGCUGGUGAAAAUUUUGACACAGGUCAUCAUCGACAGAACCACUUCAUUGUUGAACUAGUUUCCUCUGGCCUUUUCCUGAUUCAUCCAUUGUCACUUAAAGUCUUCAUAAAAAUCUAAAUCAUACGUCGUCUUUUCUGCAAGCACACUUCAAUUACUAACCAUGUUGUUCAUGAAAUGUAGCAUACCAAUAUUUACAAUAUUGUUACAUGUAUAUUUUCAAGAAUGUUUUGGCAAAACUUUUCGUGAACUAAAGGGGAACAGUAUCAAAUUUUCAUUGAACUAUCCAUGCAACAGUACAAAGGUAACGUUAAGGCAUUCAACCAGAUCACCCUUUUAUAAAUGUACGCCUGCCAAUGAAGGUACUGUCUCAUUGCCAAAUGAACAACAAGGCCGUUUUGUAAUUCAUAACAGUAAUGAAUCUUGCUCCAUCACUGUCCAAAUUAGGAAUCUUACAAUAGAUGACAGAGGGACCUAUUAUACAUCAGUUUAUAUGGGAGACAAUCUUAAAGACAAAUAUACACACAGGAUUGGGUUACAAGUAGAUUAUCCACCUAGCAUACGAUCUUGCGUAUUAGGUGAUGACAGUGAUGCCAUCUAUACCACGCUAGAAUGCACAGCUGAUAAAGGGACAAUUGAUGGAACAUUUAAAUGUUACCAAAAUCAAAGAGGGAUAUAUUCUCUGGUAAUUCCUGCAUCCCAGGAAUGGAUAGAUUCUCUUGUGAUUCCUGCAUCCCAGGAAUUGAGACACAUGAUAAAAAUAAUAAAAGGCAUCCCAGUAUUCUGUUGUAUCACAAUGGUUUCCCAAUCCAUCAAUCCAUGUGGGUGUCAUGAUAUUGUGCAUCCAUUGUAUACUAACCAGGAACCAUGUCCAACACCUACUACAGCCACUCCUCAGACUACCAUCCUUACCGAAUUAAAAAGAGCACAAAACAUAAUUCUUUCCAUUUCAGAAGAGGGCUUCAUUCAUAUUCAUGACUGGCUACCAAAAUAUUCCUCUCAAGAAAAUCUUUGCAGAUUUACACCUGCAGUUUUCGUAAUAGCCAUAGUUGCAUCCUCAUUCUUAUUCUGCUGGAUGAAGGAUGAGCUUUAGUAAGAAACAAUUACUCAAGUCAGGCUGAAUUGCUUUUAUAAAUGCCUCUACCUUUCAUUUGAAAUUCUCACUAUACACACUUUUAAGUACUGGUAAUUACUAUAAACUAAUUUUUCCUCCCAAGCAAAUAUAAAAUCAUCAGGGCUAUUCCACGGUUACUCACGUUACAUUUGGAGACACAUUGACUCAUACUUGGA
Messenger RNA from Lytechinus variegatus (green sea urchin), 1922 nucleotides. RefSeq lists its product as uncharacterized. The record is from RefSeq and is a predicted model, not a curated record. The transcript has 2 exons. The coding region runs from base 796 to 1725 and encodes 309 amino acids. NCBI's taxonomy places the organism in Eukaryota, Metazoa, Echinodermata, Echinoidea, Temnopleuroida, Toxopneustidae.